AUGACUGCUGUUGCAUCACCGCCUAGUGUGCAAGAGGGUCCUCGCUUGGGAUGGUACGACUCUGGUAAAGGAGGACAAGGAGCCCUGACUUCAAUGAACGACGAAGUUUCACGGAUGUUCAUGCCACGGAAGACGAUUCAGAGAUCCAACUCCUCGUCGUCUUUAGGAUCAAACUCCUCCACCUCCACCAUAGUCGCCGGUUCACAAAACGCUCAUGCAGUACAAAGUAACAACGCUGAAUCUGGUACCUGGUCUUCGAAGAAAAAGUCCUCCAGGAGUAUUUGGCCGAGUACCAAGUCUGAACCGGCAACUGGAGUGAGUACCACACGCACCCAGGUGAUGCCUGCAUUCUCCUCUGGGCCCGGUGCUGCUUCGACCAUGUCCGCUCUCCAUCAGCCUUCGUCUAUUGUUCCCUCGCAGCACAUGCUCCAGUCUUCCCAGCAGAAUGGCGUCCGCGCUGGCAGCGCGCCAUCUGGGGAGCCGCCGGCCAUAUUGACGCUUCUGCCAAUCAAUGGCACCUUUGAAAAAAAGCAGAUUACUGUUCCUUUUUACCCAGAAAUUUUGCGAAUUGGACGACAGACAAAUGCGAAAACCGUUCCUACUCCUGUGAACGGGUUCUUCGAUUCCAAAGUGCUUUCUCGACAACACGCGGAGAUAUGGGCGGACAAGACUGGCAAAAUCUGGAUUCGAGAUGUCAAAUCGUCGAACGGGACCUUUGUCAAUGGCCAGCGCCUGUCUCCGGAGAACCGCGAGUCGGAACCACACGAACUUCGCGAAAACGACACCCUGGAGCUGGGGAUUGACAUCGUCAGUGAGGAUCAAAAGACGAUCGUCCAUCACAAGGUCUCCGCUAAAGUUGAGCACGCUGGGAUCUAUGGGACUAUGCCAAACAUCUUCGACCUCACCCUGGGAGAUUUGGAUCCCGCUUCUGGUAACGGUCUUCUCCCUUCCCCGCUCAGUCAGCCUCUGUCGCAUCUCCGAGGGCGCUCCGGGAGCACGAUGAGCAAUAGAAGCUCGCAAAGCGCUGCGAGCAGUCAACUCAGUGCGUUGCAGCAGCAACGUCAGAUGAAUUACUGGAAUUCUCCAAUCUCCAUCGAACAGAUUGUCAAGCGGCUUACAAGUGAAAUGAAACAGGCAAAGCAGCAAGCACAAGAUCUCCGGCAAACCGACGAAUUUUUGACUUCUUUGACGAAACCGGGUCACCAAGAAAAAGAGAAAGCAAAGCACUCGCCACCAGACAGCGGUGUCUCGCGUCAAAUUCUCAGAUCCCCUGCACCACCACCGCAGCAACCACUUCCCGAAAAGCCUGAUGCACCGCCCCGCACGGGUGCCGAUGCAUUCUCUCCUCUCAAACGGUCGGAUACGGAGAAGCCGAAAUUAGGUUCAAGUAACUCUCCUGUUUCGCGUGAGUCCAGUCAGAUCCUGUCUUUAAUCGAGGCAUUGUCGUCCGCCAAGCGGGAGCUGGAUAGUCAGGGUGCCCGUGUAAAGGAAUUGGAGACUCUAUUGCUGCAAGAACGCAACGCACGGGAGUCUGCAGAGGAGAAGGCCAGAAAUCUGGAGCUGCAGGCAAAGGGCAUCGACGGAAAAUCGCUCGAACAGGGUAUGGGUGCUCGGUCCGAUGAUGUGGCGAUCAGCGAGAAGCACGCCCAUGAGCAGCCUACCAACGCGGAAAUGCCUCCUAACUCGGGCUCAGACAAAUCGUCCACCUCAGAAACGCUAGCAGACACUCAGGCUUAUCAUUUGCAACUUCGCCUUGAAAUGAUGAUGGAAGAAAUGGAGGAAAUGAAGAAGCAAGUCGCAAUGUUUAGAAAUAGGGCAGAAAAAGCGGAGAGCGAGACGGUGGAAGCACGCAAGUCCCUGGCGGAGCUGAUCGACACUCUGCGGCGUGAGCGUGCAGAGAAGUACGAGAUAAGCAACGAAUCUGCAGCGCAGGAAAUUGCUAUUACUCGCGAUCAUUCGCCGACUGACGAUGCCGGCCAUGUUGGAGGCGGAGAAGUCGAGAAGCAAGCACAUCCAAUCACAACACCGUCAUCGUCAUAUACCAACGUCAAUGGUUCUGGCACGGCGUUCGCGAAACAGCCCUUGAAACACCAUGUUCUGGAACAGACCAGCCCGUAUGCGUCGAUGCUUGGAGUGGUACUUCUAGGGGUAGGCCUUAUGGCAUACCUGAACGGAUGGCAGAAGAUGGACAAGUAA
Aspergillus novofumigatus IBT 16806 is the source of this 2196-nucleotide messenger RNA. Its product is annotated as putative cytoplasm to vacuole targeting Vps64. Gene Ontology annotation, molecular function: protein binding. The record is from RefSeq and is a predicted model, not a curated record. The coding region runs from base 1 to 2196 and encodes 731 amino acids. NCBI's taxonomy places the organism in Eukaryota, Fungi, Ascomycota, Eurotiomycetes, Eurotiales, Aspergillaceae. Gene Ontology annotation, cellular component: cytoplasm. The transcript is spliced from 3 exons.